Pomacea canaliculata is the source of this 1980-nucleotide messenger RNA. RefSeq lists its product as uncharacterized. The record is from RefSeq and is a predicted model, not a curated record. The coding region runs from base 903 to 1688 and encodes 261 amino acids. NCBI's taxonomy places the organism in Eukaryota, Metazoa, Mollusca, Gastropoda, Architaenioglossa, Ampullariidae. Gene Ontology annotation, cellular component: membrane. The transcript is spliced from 6 exons.
GCAAGUGAAAAAAUGCAGGCACACGAGAAAGUGGUUUUCCCCGCUUUAAGUAUUAGCAGGAUGUAAAUUUUUAAUAAUGUUUGUGUAAAGCCCAAUGUAGAAUAUUAUUUCGUAAAGUCUACACAAAUAAAUCUCUUUAGUUCUCAAGAUACAAGCUUGAAAACAUCAGUAAGCACAGAAAAUAUCUAAAUAGUGACGUCACGCUUGUACACACAGAAGCUCGAUUGAUAUUACCUGAGGCCUUUCAUACACAUCCUUGUACAAUUCUGACGAGGUGCUGUUCACCUCUUUCUGUGCAAUGUUGGAUUUUGAAAAUAAGUGGGGUGUAUUUACCCAGCUUUGGACAAAUAGUAACUUGCAGUGAGCUUUAAACAAGCAUUAGAAAAAAAAUCAUCCCACCAGUUGCUUGAGUGAUUCGAUUGGACAGCAACACAAACUCUAUGUGGGCUUCAAUUACGGAACUAUGUCAAAAAUAGUUGCAAUUCUCUUCUUUUAAUUAAAAGAAAUUACGAAGAUCACGUGUGGAGGACAUGUCCACGGACUAGACUGUUGCGGGCCUCUACGUGAAGUUUGUACUAAACAAAUGAAGUGCACUUCACAACUGGGUUGGGCGAUGACCCGCUGCCUACAACCUCGUGAUGUCACAAUGUCAAAGGUCAAAGUACGUGUGAACUCUGCUGUUUGCCAGGUCCUGUCUGUCACUGACAGCUCGUCUUCACACUGUGUUGCUGGUGUGUGUCAUCUCCUUGUGGUUCUUAAAUGGUUUUAGUCAACAGCAACUACAACAUCGUAUUUCUUGACAAUCCUGAUUUCAAAUAUAAGGUCACGUCGAGGAAAAGUCGAGCUUCAGUCGGCAAUAGCGAGAAAUCGGAAGAUUUACUUCCCUUUAGAUUCCGACCUCGAUGGCCUUAAGACAGCCUUUCCUCGUCGUCACCGUCACCCUCUGGGUCCGCCUCAUCCUGUCAGGAAAUGUUACAGGCAGUGACAGGGAAAAAAUGUGUCACCAAGGGUACACUGGAUCUGACAACGGAGGUAGUUGUACGUUUAGCACGGGACUGUGUGGCUGGACAGAGACCGGCGUCAAUACAAAAUGGGAAAUCAAAGACCAAGAAGCGUUUGCCAGCACGUAUCGGACGUCUGAGGGAACCAAAGCGAUUCUUACCAGUCCGUGGAUGUGUGAAGAUGGUGUCGUCAGUAUCUGUAUCCGGUUUUCUUACAAGUUUGAUGACGAUGACGGGGGACAACUGACACUCCGACUGUGUAACGAAACCGAUAACUGUGAGGUUCUGUGGUUCGAGAAGUCCGGUUAUGAAAAUGAAUGGUCCUGGUGCCAACUCAGCCGAAAUCUCACCCUUACUAAGAGGGAUCUUUUUAAGAUACAGAUUGAAGCCAAGAAGAUAGACGAUACAUGGUUUUCAGACACAAACUUCUACAUCGACAACAUCGUCUACAAGAACACUUCUUGCCCCAACGAGCCUAUGGUGACACCUACACAACAUCCCGUCUUGACGACCGGUGAGAUGUUAACAACAAAUACUGAUGCUGACUUUUUGACCCCAAAAAUGAGUAAGACACCAUUGUCUUCACAACAUACUUGCUACGAUACACAAUCAAAGUUUAAAAAAAUGUUACUUGAUUCGGUUUUGUUAGACGAUAUUAAGUUUACUGACAUCUUCACUGAUUUUUAAAAUCCUUCCACGGGUUGCCACUGUAGGCAGUAAGUGUAAAUCUCCUGACACACACCAGUCAGGUCGGUGUCAAGAGAUGUGAAGGAUGAAUUUUAUUUUCAGCCCACUUUUCAGCUGUCAGAGAAGACGAACAAGAAAAUAGUGAUGUUAGUAGCAACACCACCAAUGACGAAGAAUCACCAAGACUGUUAAUGAUUUCUGCAAUCGUCGCGGUGCUCUUGCUGACGGCAGCUGUCGUGGUUGUCGUUGUUUACUUCAGACGCCAGAGGACGGACGGUGACGCUGGCAGCAA